Lampris incognitus (smalleye Pacific opah) is the source of this 2058-nucleotide messenger RNA. RefSeq names its product phosphatidylcholine transfer protein (gene pctp). The transcript has 6 exons. The record is from RefSeq and is a predicted model, not a curated record. Gene Ontology annotation, molecular function: phosphatidylcholine intramembrane carrier activity; phosphatidylcholine binding. Lineage: Eukaryota; Metazoa; Chordata; Actinopteri; Lampriformes; Lampridae. The coding region runs from base 39 to 680 and encodes 213 amino acids.
UGAUCCGAGGGACGGCGGCGGGGGGGGGGGACGACGACAUGUCGCUGUGCUUCACGGAGGAGGAAUUCCGGGACGCGUGGCGGGAGCUGGACGCGCCCGGGCUGGGCGGAGGGUGGCAGCUGUUCACCGAGACCAUGGGGGUCCGGAUCUACCGGCUGUACGACCAGGACACUGGUCUUUAUGAGUACAAAGUCUUUGGUGUUCUGGCCACUUGCACCCCUGAGCUGUGUGCAGAUGUCUACAUGGAUUUGACGUAUCGGAAACAAUGGGAUGGAUAUGUAAAAGAGCUCUAUGAGAAGGAUUUUGGCGGACACACAGCAAUCUACUGGGAAGUGAAAUAUCCAUUUCCUCUGUCAAACAGAGACUAUGUGUAUGUAAGAGAACGGCGAGACCUCAACAUGGAGGGCAGGAAGAUCUGGGUGGUCCUGGCCAGGAGCUCUCCACAGACGGCGUGCACCGAGAAGAGCGGGGUGAUACGGGUGAAGGACUACAAACAGAGUUUAGCUAUAGAGAGCGACAACGCCGGUGGCACUAAAGUUUUCAUGAAUUACUUCGACAACCCUGGUGGCAUGAUUCCUACCUGGCUGGUGAACUGGGCAGCUAAGAGCGGCGUUCCAGCUUUCCUGACUGACAUGCAGAAGGCCUGCAGCAGCUACUCGACGUACUGCCAGAGGAAGUGAACGCAGCCCACGCAACUUUGCCUCGAAUGCACAAUGGUGACGCUUAACCCUCCCUUCAACAAGUCCUUGGUCUUUAAUUUGUCAUAGCCUGUGAGACACGCGGAUGUUGACGCGGUUGACUCUGACCCCGUUUACACUUGGUUUUAAAAUGCGUUUUUUGGGGGGGGGGGGGGGGGGGGUUUGCGAUCGGAUCACAAGUGGACGGCGCUCAAUACAAGUGUUAAAUGACCACCAAAACGUUUUGUGAACCGGUUACUCAAACCACUCGCCGAGGUGGUCUGGGGCGCAUUUGACCACGUGUCUUCUGUAGUGUAAUGUGUCCUGAUGUGUCCCCAGCAAGGACGGAACAGGAAAUCUUCUUCUUCUUCGGAGCAACGGAAUCUGAUCACAAGUGGUCAGCAGGACGCAUGUGGAGACGCACGAUAGACGCAGGUGUAAACGGCCAUGUGUCUCGCUGUCCACUCGUGAUCCGAUCGCCCAAAACGCAUUUUAAAAGCAAGUGUAAACGGGGCCUCCGUGUCUCCUAUUUCUCUGCCAGCAGGGGAAGGGGCUCUGGGUCGCUGCAGCAUGCCUUAGACUGGGGCUCGAGCAUGGCGGUCCGACCCCUCUACGGGUUUGUUGACGUUCAUAAUGUUGUGUUGUGUUGGAUUAACUCAUGAUGUAUGUGUGUCUUUUGUGUGCAAUUACUUCCUGCUGCUCCAGGGUUUUAAACGUUUGGGGGAUCAAUGUGUGCACUAUUGAAAGAAUCAGAGGUUUUAUGUGUUGCAAAAAGAGCAGUGAUUGAUUCGGAUUGCAGGACCCAGUGAUUUGGUAUGAAAAGCCCAGUUAAUGCAAGGGGGGGGGCGCUGAGGUUUAAUUUUUAGUUUUUUUAAGACACUUUUGUUACUAACACUUUUUUUUUGGAGAUUUGACAAAGAUGUAACAGAUUAAUCACUAAUUUCUCUACAUGUACAUUUUGCACGGUCUUUACGAUGUCUAUUGCAAUCCACUGGAAUUUAUACUGUAUUUGUGUGGGGUCACGUUGUUCCGGGACAUCUGCAGCCACUUCACAGUCAGAGUUUGACUGGGGACAAACAGCAGCAGCUGCAUGGGGGCAAAUAAAGCCUUAGACUGUGAUUUAUCUGUUCUCACAGCAGCCGACUUGAGAUUCAUUAGAAAAGGGUGUGCUUUGCGGUUACUCGGGCGAGGGGUUCAUUGUGAUACAACAUGCUGUUUCACUAUGGGGGAAUUAAUAUAUAUGCAUAUAUGAAUAAGUUAAUUUUGGAUAAGAAUGUAUAGGAUUUGGGCUGUAUGUGACAGCCGCUUCUACUUAGGAGAGGCUAUGGUUGUAAAUAUUCUAAAUGACCAUGUCAUGGAGUUGAAUAAAACAUGGUUUUGG